AUGGGUGCAUACCUUUCGCAGCCGAUCACGGACAAGGAUGUGUUCCAAGGCGCUGGCGCGGGUGCCUGCUACGCGGGGUGCGCCAUGCAGGGGUGGCGCAAGCGGAUGGAGGAUGCGCACGUGGCGACGAGCAGCGAGUCUGCACCGGACGUUUCCGUGUUCGGCGUCUUCGACGGGCACGGCGGCUGCGAGGUGGCCCGAUUCUGCCAGCGCCACUUCGCGGCCACGCUAGAGGGCACGGAGGGCUUCCCUGACGAUCUGGAGAGCGCGUUGGCGGGGGCGUUCCACCGCAUGGACGACAUGCUGCGCGACUGCGCGCACCACGGCGAGCUGGCGUCGCUGCGGAACAGUGGGCAGCCGGGCGCGGAUGCCGCCGAUCGGGACGUCGGUGGCGAUUGCGCGACUGGGGCGGGGGAGGCGACGGCUGGAUGGGAGGGGGAGGGCGGCCGCCGAGGGAGGGGCCACAGGGUGACGCAGUCCGCGCCUUCUGACGCGGCGUUCUGGCAGCUGAACGUGGUGCGGAAGCUGAUGCCGUCACGGGCCGUCGCGGACGAGAACGCGAUGAUGCAGGACGCGGCGGGCUGCCGCGCGAGGGCGGUGGAGGAUUGCCGCGAGCAGGGAUACGAGGGUGGCACGGGCGCGGGGGCCGCGGCCGUCGUGGCCGUCAAGCGCGGGUCCGACUUGUUCGUGGCCAACGCGGGGGACUCGCGGGGGGUGCUCUGUCGGGGAAGUGCAGCGGUGGCGAUGACGCAGGACCACAAGCCGAGCUUGAAGGACGAGAGGGAGCGAAUUGAGGCCGCGGGCGGGUACGUGUCGGCGAUGGGCACUCGCGAGGCCGUGAACGGCAAUCUCGGCGUGUCGCGCGCCAUCGGCGAUUUGAGGUACAAGUCCAACGGCAGGCUGUCGGCGAAGGAGCAGAUCAUCACCGCCGAGCCGGAAGUUCGGCGGUUAGCACUGACGGAUGACGACCGCUUCUUUGUGCUGGCGUGCGACGGCGUUUGGGAGGUGAUGAGCAGUCAGGAGGUGGUGGACUUUGUGGGGCGGCGGCUGGACGAGGGCGGCGCUCUGGAUGAGAUCUGCGGCGAGAUCGUGGACAGCUGCCUGGCGGGGGACCCCAAGGCAACGAAGGGCGUCGGGUGUGUUGGGGCCAUCCCCUUGAAUUCUUUUCAGCAUAAGCAAUUGAACUGCAAGGGAAGGAGGACCAAACGAAUGGGAAAGUGA
Messenger RNA from Ostreobium quekettii, 1221 nucleotides. The record is from the annotation of a GenBank genome assembly. NCBI's taxonomy places the organism in Eukaryota, Viridiplantae, Chlorophyta, Ulvophyceae, Bryopsidales, Ostreobiaceae.